GUCAACCAGUAGUGUACUAUCUAGCAAGUGGAUGAAAAUCCCAUGUUUUUUCUUCACGGGUUUUUUUUUCUUCCCUCAGUUUCUUGGUCACCCUGGCGGUCGGGCAACGGCAGGUGGAGGCGGAUCAACCAAUUAUCCAUACGUGGUCAUCAAUAACGGCCCACCUAACCUCGGAAUUUCUCGCGAGUGGGAAUGGAACAGGGAUACUGGUGGUCGACCGAGCUAUUGUUGUGGCCUCAGUAUCCAGGCUACAAACGCCCGAGCUUGCACUUUGCAGCCGAACAAGACUCCGCAAAACCUUCAACUUUUGCUGGACCUUGAAACUUCUUCCAGCAAGUCCAUCUCCCUUACCUCUCCACUCCCAUCUCUCGUCGUUCUGCGAUAUCUGGAAAGAUGUUCAAGAGCGGCCUUUCUCCCAUCGCGAGGGCAGCUCGCCCGGCCUCGCGCCUCGCUGCGCGCCCCAGCUUAAGACUCCCCAAAUACUCUCUCGGUGCCAGGUUCGCCAGCACACAGGGUGUCGGUGAUGGAAAGAUUCACCAGGUCAUUGGUGCCGUCGUGGAUGUGAAAUUCGACACUGCCAAGCUCCCCCCGAUUCUUAACGCCCUUGAGACCACCAACAACAACCAGAAGCUCGUCCUUGAGGUUUCGCAACAUCUGGGCGAGAAUGUCGUCCGCUGCAUUGCCAUGGACGGUACUGAGGGUCUCACUCGUGGCGCCAAGGCCAAGGACACAGGUGCUCCCAUCACCAUUCCCGUCGGCUCUGGAACCCUUGGUCGUAUCAUGAACGUCACUGGUGACCCCAUUGACGAGCGUGGUCCCAUCAAGACCGACAAGUACCUUCCCAUUCACGCUGAGGCUCCCGAGUUCGUCGAGCAGUCGACCACUGCCGAGAUUCUGGUUACCGGUAUCAAGGUCGUCGAUCUGCUUGCCCCCUACGCUCGUGGUGGAAAGAUUGGUCUGUUCGGUGGUGCCGGUGUCGGCAAGACCGUCUUCAUCCAGGAGCUUAUCAACAACAUCGCCAAGGCCCACGGUGGUUACUCCGUCUUCACUGGUGUCGGUGAGAGGACCCGUGAGGGUAACGAUUUGUACCACGAAAUGCAGGAGACCUCCGUCAUUCAGCUUGAUGGCGAGUCCAAGGUGUCGCUGGUCUUCGGUCAGAUGAACGAGCCCCCGGGAGCCCGUGCCCGUGUCGCCCUUACCGGUCUUACUGUUGCUGAGCAAUUCAGGAACGAGGGCCAGGAUGUGCUCCUGUUCAUUGACAACAUUUUCCGAUUUACUCAGGCCGGUUCCGAGGUCUCGGCUCUGCUGGGUCGUAUCCCCUCUGCCGUCGGUUACCAGCCCACCCUCGCCGUCGACAUGGGUGGUAUGCAAGAGCGUAUUACCACCACCCAGAAGGGUUCUAUUACCUCCGUCCAGGCCGUCUACGUCCCUGCUGACGAUUUGACCGACCCUGCCCCCGCCACCACCUUUGCCCACUUGGACGCCACCACUGUGUUGUCCCGUGGUAUUUCCGAGCUGGGUAUCUACCCGGCUGUCGACCCUCUCGACUCCAAGUCGCGUAUGCUUGACCCCCGUAUCGUCGGUCAGGAGCACUACGAGGUCGCCACCCGCGUCCAGCAAAUCCUCCAGGAGUACAAGUCGCUCCAGGACAUCAUCGCCAUUCUGGGUAUGGACGAGUUGUCUGAGGCCGACAAGCUCACUGUCGAGCGUGCCCGUAAGAUCCAGCGUUUCCUGAGCCAGCCUUUCACUGUCGCCCAGGUCUUCACUGGUAUCGAGGGCAAGCUUGUCGACCUUAAGGACACCAUUGCCUCGUUCAAGGCUAUCCUGGCUGGUGAGGGUGACUCCCUUCCCGAGGGUGCUUUCUACAUGGUUGGUGACCUUGCGUCGGCACGUGAGAAGGGUGAGAAGAUUCUGGCUGAGCUCGAGAAGGACGCGUAAGCCAGGAAGAGAAGAUGUUGAAACGGACCACCCUGUGAUAUUAAAAGUCAUUUCGCCGGUUGGGGGAGUCUAGAGAUGGAGGCUCUGUGUAUAGAGACGGAGACACCGAUGUUUCUCGGCGCUGUUUCUUAGCUCAAUUAAGUUUCCUUUGUGAGCUGUGUACCAAGAAUCCAAGUAAUUACUCGACUUGUUCCCACACCCUGCGAGUCUUCAAUAGUAUUGCAUAAUCCGGUUCAUUGGAUAUUUGUAUUUACAAUAAGCGAAAUUCACAUUUGCUUUUUUCGAAGCGAGUCCAAUAAAGUUUGACUUGAGUCCUCAAUUUGAUGCCCUUGUCAUUCCCCUUAGCUGCUAUGCCGCCCUUGCAUUGCAAGCUCGUGGGAGAGCGAAGCAUGUCAAACCGACCUGACUAGACUCGUAUCAUGAUGAUUUUACACCUGCCUACAUUUCAUUUGUUUCUUUAUUUCAUUAUGUAUCCCCUGGCCAGCUAUCCCUCAAUGAUUCGCCUGUCCAUAGUUACAAUAUGUAUAUUGUAGACUUGAUUUCUUGCGUAG
Messenger RNA from Pyricularia oryzae 70-15, 2489 nucleotides. RefSeq names its product ATP synthase subunit beta. The record is from RefSeq and is a predicted model, not a curated record. NCBI's taxonomy places the organism in Eukaryota, Fungi, Ascomycota, Sordariomycetes, Magnaporthales, Pyriculariaceae. Gene Ontology annotation, biological process: proton transmembrane transport; proton motive force-driven mitochondrial ATP synthesis. Gene Ontology annotation, molecular function: proton-transporting ATP synthase activity, rotational mechanism; ATP binding; ATP hydrolysis activity. The transcript is spliced from 8 exons. The coding region runs from base 394 to 1938 and encodes 514 amino acids.